UACAUAACAAUAUACCAAAACAAGAUAAAAUAAGAAAGAAAAGGUUCAUUUGAAGUUGAUAAGGUAUAUAAGCCAUCCCUUCAUCACAAGAAUAGAAUGCAUCUCCUUCUAAACUAACACUCCUUAUUUAUUUUUUCAAAUCUUUCUCUUUCUCUCUUAUACUAAAAGAGAUAUAAUAUAUACUCUUAGUAGUAUUUCAUACUUGUACAUUUUUCGCCAUUUAUUGAUGAUGAUGAGAAUUUGAUCUCUCAUUUUCUCAAUUAUUUAUCUCCUGAUCUCUUUCUCAAGCAUGAAUCAAAAUCAUAGAUAUUUGGACUUGUGGGAAAAAGUCUUAUAGGUUAUGACUUGCACUAAUUAUGAAAUGGCUUUUUUCCCAACAAAUUUCAUGCUACAAAGUCCACAUGAAGAUGAACAUCAUGAACCUUCAACUUCUCUCACUCCCAUUCUUCCCUCAUGCUCACCUCAAGACUUCCAUGGUAUUGCUUCAUUUUUGGGAAAAAGAUCCAUGUCAUUUUCAGGGAUGGAAGGAAAUAACACUUGUGAGGAAAAUCAUGGAGAGGAUGAUUUGUCUGAUGAUGGAUCACAAGCAGGAGAGAAGAAAAGAAGACUUAAUAUGGAACAAGUAAAAACUCUAGAGAAGAAUUUUGAGUUAGGAAACAAACUUGAACCUGAGAGGAAAAUGCAAUUAGCAAGAGCUUUAGGGUUACAACCAAGGCAAAUUGCAAUUUGGUUUCAAAAUAGAAGAGCAAGAUGGAAGACUAAGCAAUUAGAGAAAGAUUAUGAAGUUCUUAAGAGACAAUUUGAUGCUGUCAAAGCUGAAAAUGAUGCUCUACAAACUCAAAACCAAAAGCUUCAUGCAGAGAUAAUGGCACUAAAGAAUAGAGAGCAACCAACAGAAUCAAUCAAUUUGAACAAGGAAACAGAAGGAUCAUGCAGCAAUAGAAGUGAAAACAGCUCAGAAAUAAAGCUAGACAUUUCAAGAACACCAGCCAUUGACAGCCCAUUAUCCAAUCAUCCAAAUAUUUCUAGUAGACCUUUUUUUCCACCUUCAAUGAUAAGGCCAAAUAAUAACAAUAAUAAUAAUAAUGGGGUAGUGGUCCCUCAUCAACUCUUCCACAUCAAUUCAUCUUCAUCAAGACCAGAUCUCAAAUUAAUGGACCAAAAUACUACUACUAAUAGUACUAAUAUCAAAGAAGAAAGCCUAUCCAACAUGUUUUGUGGCAUUGAUGAUCAAACAAGUUUUUGGCCAUGGCUUGAACAACAACAUUUUAACUGACCUUUUUUGGGGACCAAAAGAAAAAAGUUUAUUUUAAAAAAGUUGUUGGUUUGAAGGAGGAUAUUAAAUUAUAUCAUAUGAUCACCAUAUGUAUUUUGAGUUCAUGAGAGAGAGGGGGGAGAAAAAGAUGAAGAAAUUACUCAUAUUUGUUUUGUGGUGUAUUAGGCACUGUGUAUAAAGUAACCAAGUACAUUUCAAGUACUUAAGCAUCUUUAUGGAGAAAAAUAUUAAUAAAGGCAUGUCUUUUCCCCCCUCAUUUA
Capsicum annuum is the source of this 1536-nucleotide messenger RNA. Its product is annotated as homeobox-leucine zipper protein ATHB-13. The transcript is spliced from 3 exons. NCBI's taxonomy places the organism in Eukaryota, Viridiplantae, Streptophyta, Magnoliopsida, Solanales, Solanaceae. Bases 341 to 1276 code for a protein of 311 amino acids. Gene Ontology annotation, cellular component: nucleus. The record is from RefSeq and is a predicted model, not a curated record. Gene Ontology annotation, molecular function: DNA-binding transcription factor activity, RNA polymerase II-specific; sequence-specific DNA binding. Gene Ontology annotation, biological process: positive regulation of DNA-templated transcription.